Messenger RNA from Gasterosteus aculeatus aculeatus (three-spined stickleback), 1073 nucleotides. Its product is annotated as apoptosis regulator BAX. NCBI's taxonomy places the organism in Eukaryota, Metazoa, Chordata, Actinopteri, Perciformes, Gasterosteidae. The record is from RefSeq and is a predicted model, not a curated record. Gene Ontology annotation, biological process: mitochondrial fusion; regulation of apoptotic process; release of cytochrome c from mitochondria. Gene Ontology annotation, molecular function: channel activity; BH domain binding. Gene Ontology annotation, cellular component: mitochondrial outer membrane.
UCACGUUUCAACACGGAUGUAAUUGAGUGAGGCACGGCUGGUUUCCGCCGCGCUCAGAAGUUUCUUACUUUCUAUAUGUAUUGUUUAUUAACCAGAUAUUAUAUGUAUCACAUGAAUAGCGUUUCAAUCACUUGAUUCAGUCAGUAAAGUAGGGAAGAAGAGGUUCUCUAACUUUAGAAGUGUUUUAUUUAACGUUAAACCAUGGCGUGUGAAGGAAACGGCAUGUCGGACGCGAGGAUCGGAGAGGCCCUGAUCAAAGAGGUCAUCGAGGAGGAGCUGAAGGACGCGUCCUCGGAGGACUUCCCUCCGCUCACCCCGCUGGCCGUGGAGCUAAAGACGGAGCAGGAGCAGCAGAUGGUGACCCAGCUGGGCAAAAUGAUCCGCAUCAUCGGCGACAGGGUCCGAGACGACCAGGAGUUCCAAGAUGCAAUCGACGGAGUGGCUUGUUCCUCCAGCUCUAAGGGGGACCGCUUCAAGCAAGUGGCAGAAAAAGUAUUUGAACACGGCAUCACCUGGGAGAGGAUUGCUGUGCUCUUCUACGUGGCCGGCAAGCUGGCUGUCAGGAUGGUGAAGGCUCACCUCCCUCAGUCAGUGAGGGAGAUCCUCAAGUGGACUGUGGACUUUUUCAGAAACAAUCUACUGGGCUGGAUUCGGGAACAUGGAGGAUGGAUAAACAGUUUCUCUGAAUUGGCGGUGGCGUCCGUUCAGAGCGUAUCAUCAAUGAGCCCCCACAGCUACGGCAUCGUCCUCAUCUUCAUCGCCGGCCUGGCUCUGGGAAGCGUCCUCACCUGGAGACUGACCCAACGGCUCUGAGGCUCACACACACACACACACACACACACACAUUUACAUUCUUAACUUCUUCUUUUUUUAUUCUAUGAACAAGUGUUUUAAAAAACAGGUGAACAUUCAUAACAAUUUUAAGCCCAAUUGCAAUGUUUUGCUGACGAUAACCUACCGUAUUGUCCGCACUAUAAGGCGCACUUAAAAGCCUUUAAUUUUCUCAAAAAACAACUGCGCCUUAUAAUCCGGAGCGCCUUAUAUAUGGAUCAAUUGGUUAACUGGUUGAUCCA